Molecule: messenger RNA, 1080 nt
Organism: Nicotiana attenuata
Lineage: Eukaryota; Viridiplantae; Streptophyta; Magnoliopsida; Solanales; Solanaceae
Product: DELLA protein RGL1-like
Exons: 1
Coding region: 1-1080 (359 amino acids)
Biological process (GO): regulation of DNA-templated transcription
Cellular component (GO): nucleus
Molecular function (GO): sequence-specific DNA binding; DNA-binding transcription factor activity
Source: RefSeq, a predicted model, not a curated record
AUGUUUUCGAAAAGACACUAUGAACGUGCAACAGAGUUACUAAGAUUGUGUAACCUUUCUGCUUCUCCUACUGGUAAUCCAGUUCAAAGAGUUGUGUAUUGCUUUAGUGAAGCUCUUCGAGAGAGGAUUGAUAAGGAAAUGGGAACAUUACCACCUAAAGCUGGGGAAGAGAAGCCAUUUGAUAUGGAAGAGGUUCUACUGACUCCAAAGCCUUUCAUAUUUGUAUGCUCUCAAUCAUCAUCUUUCUUCCAUGUGCCUCAAUUUGCUGGAAUUCAAGCCAUCUUAGAUAAUCUCAAGUCCGCAACCAGGGUUCAUUUGAUCGACAUUGGAAUAAAGAGUGGGUCGCACUGGCCAAUCCUCAUGCAAGCUCUUCCUAAUCAACUUGAGAUUCUCAAGAUAACAGCUGUUGGAACAUCAAAAGAGAUGGUUGAAGAAAUCGGGCGGAGAUUGUCAUCUUUUGUUGCUGAAAACAUGAAGUUUCCCUUUUCCUUCAAGGCAGUUGUGUCAGAAAUGAAGGACCUCAGUAAUGAUCUCUUUGAGUUAGAUGCUAGUGAAGCUGCGGCAGUUUACUCAGAGUAUCGUCUUGGGGGAAUGUUAGCAUCGCCCAAUCACCUGGAAGCUGUGCUAACAUUAAUUAAAAGCAUCAAUCCUUGUGUGAUGGUGGUUAUUGACACAGAGGCAAAUACUAACACGCCAAUUUUUGUGGACUGUUUCAAUGAAGCUCUGUAUCUCUAUGCUGCACUCUUUGAUGUCUUGGAGGUUUGCAUGAGACGAGACAAUCAGUACAGGAUGACAUUUGAAGGACUUUUUAUAAGGAAGAUCAUUCGAAAUAUGAUCACUUGUGAAGGUGAAGAUAGGACUUGCCGCAAUGUAAGGCUUCAAGUGUGGAGAGAUUUGUUCGAAAAGUUUGGUAUUAAGGAAACAAAAUUGAGCGAAUCAUCCUUGUACCACGCAAAUCUAAUGGCCGACAAGUCUGCUCAUGGUUUUUGCACUCUGGAUAUGGAUGGAAAGGGCCUCAUUGUUAAAUGGAAAGAAACUCCAAUUAUAUUUGCUUCAGCCUGGAAGUUUCACAAUAACUGA